This is a messenger RNA of Schistocerca nitens (vagrant locust), 1916 nucleotides long. RefSeq names its product transmembrane protein 17-like. The transcript is spliced from 4 exons. NCBI's taxonomy places the organism in Eukaryota, Metazoa, Arthropoda, Insecta, Orthoptera, Acrididae. The record is from RefSeq and is a predicted model, not a curated record. Gene Ontology annotation, cellular component: ciliary transition zone. Gene Ontology annotation, biological process: non-motile cilium assembly. Bases 371 to 865 code for a protein of 164 amino acids.
CAGCGAGGGCGAGCCAUUACGGUGUUUCCACAAGCCACUUGACUCACCGGUGAGAUGGAGGGGAUGUGUACGUGCAAGUGAUUAAUGUCAGCCAAUCAUAUGAAAGCAGAAACUGAUCCGUAAGGCAGUGUUAAAUGUCAUCUGCAAGAUGGCGCCAGAAUCGAAAAGCUUUGUUUACGUCCAUAGGUUCUCGUAAUCACUUUUGUUUCCGCAGCUUGUUUGUGGUUUUUGAGGUAUCCGCUGGAAGUGUGUCUGCGCGUUUAAUGUCAUUAUAAAACCGCAACGAGGGUGUGAUGGAGAACAGAAGAGCAAGACUUUACGGAAAGACGUUUUCAACUAUAUCAGAAAAAAUAUUUCCUGGUUUGUCUACAUGUUCCGACCAACCAUUAAACAGCGCGGAGAGAGAACAGAAGCACUUUCCAGCCUUCCUCUACAGAUGGUGUUGUACUUCAGUGUGAUCUUCUUCCCAGUUUGGCUUUCUUCUAUGACAGUUAUGUUUCAUUUCAAGUAUGGGUGCCUUACUGUUUUAUAUCGGUUCCUCGUUUCUACAGUUCUUCUGACAGCGGCGGGUAAUGAAUGUCUUAGACUGUACCUUGGGUACAUUGGUAACCUAUCAGACAAGGUACCGGAACUGGCUGGAUUCUGGUUGCUGUCACUGGUUCCACAGCUUCCUCUCCAGCUGUUUUUGUUGCUUAAUCAGAACAUUAUGCUGCAACCACUGGAGCAAAUAGUCCAGUCACUUUCUGUACUUUUAUUAAUUAUUCAGUUACUGACUGGCUUUUUUGCACUACGCCACUCUUCAAAGGUCCAUGCUGAGCAGUCUCGUUUGCGGAUACUACUUUGGACACAGCAGAAGGAUGAUUAAUAAGGUAUUACUCUUACUCAACAUUACGGAAGGACCCAUUAUUUCACAGAUGUAUUUACAGGGCUGCCCCAAGUUCCGGAAAUCAGGGAAUUUCAAAAGUGUCAGGGAAAUCUGGGAAAUUUGAAAAAAAAAGGAAAAAUCUUGUUUUUCUCUCAGUAGAGGAAAUGGUUUGUUCACUGAUUUGUCAUGCAUCAUCGCUGGCUGGGCACAGCUGAGUACGUGUGCCGCUUCCCCACUCCUGGAGACAGCAGUCAUGUGUGCAUUAGUUGUGUAUGAAUGAUUGUGUGAAUGUGUGUGUGCUCUUGUUUUGUGACAAAGGCUAUGAUCAAAAAUUUAAUUCUAGAGAGUGUGAUUGUCUUUGAUAUGUGCCUUUCAGCGGCUGAGCGAUCUUACGAAAAAUUAAAUGGAGGGAAGUCCCAAGACACCUACAAUAUCGUUACAGGUGAUGAAACGUGGGUGCACCAUUAUGACCCUGAAACGAAGACAGUCUUCUGUGUGGUUGCUUUUCAGGAGAGGAACCACCCACAAAAGUUCGAUGAAGUCGGAGCUCUGGAAAAAAGAUGGUGGCAACUUUUUUCACAACGAUCGGGCAGCUCACCUCUGUGACCUGGGACACACGUUGUACAGUCAAUGCUGAAUGAUACGUGGAAGAUUGUCUUCCAAAAGUCAUCGUCACAUGGAAGUCACAGCAUCCAAAGUCCAAGAGUGGGCACCUUCUGCUGCAUUACGACAACGCAUCUGCGCACAGGGCUGCUAGAAUGAUGGACUUCCUGGAGAAGGAAAAUGUGCAAGUGUUACCCCAUCCCCCCUAUUCACCUGACCUGGUCCCCUGUGACUUCUUUCUGUUCCCUAAGACUAAGGAAAAAAUUCGAGGGCAGCGGUUUUCAUCAGAUGAAGAGGCCAUAGCAGCGUACAAGAGUGCACUGAGUGACAUCCCAAAACAAGCUUGGACUGACACAUUUUCUAAGUGGUUUCAGAGAAUGGAAAAAUGUAUACAUGCUAAUGGAGAGUAUUUUGAAAAGUUGUAAACAUUUUUUUGAAAAUAAAUAUU